Molecule: messenger RNA, 1596 nt
Organism: Rotaria sp. Silwood1
Lineage: Eukaryota; Metazoa; Rotifera; Eurotatoria; Philodinida; Philodinidae
Source: the annotation of a GenBank genome assembly
GUGUGGGUGUGGACGUGUACGGUAUGACUCUGGCUACAGGUGUGGGUGUGAGUGUGGAAUGUGAAGUUUGGUUUGGUUGGCAUGGGAUGUGGGUGUUCUUGUGAGCGUUAUUCUUUUUGAAACUCAAUACACCCAUACCCACACCUUCAUCAUAAGAGGAAAACCGUUCACGAAAUGUCCGAAAAUUGAUAAAAACUAUUAUUGGAAAUUAUGAGGAUUUUUAUCAUUUAUUAGGGGAUCGAUAGAGGGGAGCAGGGCCUAUACAAUGGUGAAAACUGCAGCGCUCUAUCUCUUUCCGUUUUUGAACUACUGAAAAAAUACCCACGGCCAUUUUAUUAUUGGACAGACAUUAGGAAAACUAUUUCUUAUUCAGAUAAAAUAUACUACAAAGUGUCAGAAGCUCGAAUUGUGAAAGUAACCAAAGAAAGUACUGCACGUGGUCAAAUGCGUCCAAUUUUUUCAAAUAAAGGACCAAAGAAGAUUAUACAAGCAAAGCAAGUUUUUGAACGUGUUCAGGUUGAUUUAGUGGAUCUUUCUCUGGAAGUGUGUCAUCAUUUGGAAUGCAUUUUUCGUGAACAUGGAACACCAUCAAUUAUUCAAACGGAUCAAGGUACAGAAUUUAAAGGUGUUUUCGACGAAUUAUGUAGUAAAAGAAAUAUUCGACAUAUUCGAUCACGUGCUUAUCAUCCAGAAUCUCAGGGAAAGAUUGAACGUUUAAAUCGGUCUUGGAAAAAUAAAAUGGUUUAUGAUAUGUUAAUAAAUGGAAAUGAAAAUUGGGUUACCAAUCUUUCUUUAUAUUCUGAAACUUACAAUCAGUCAAAGCAUCGUGGUCUUGGAAAUUUUACUCCUUUUUUUGUUUAUUUCGGACGUGAAGCUGUUGUUAAAGGUGGUUCAAAUGCAGUUAUGAAUGAAGAGGAAGAUGAAAACACCUAUAUUGAAUUGGAUUAUGAAGAACCAAUAUCAGGAAGUGUUUUAAUCAACGCAAUUGAAAUGAAAGAACAAGCGAAAGAAGAAGCACAUGAAAAAAUACAACUUUAUUACGACAAGCAAAAAUCCAUCUACCAAAAGCAAGUUUGCGCAAUAUCUUACAAUGUUGGCGGAUACGACGAACUUAAGAAAGUAAAUAAUGAAAAUCAUUUAAUGAAAAAUUUUGAUGAUACAUCAGAUGAUGUUCGAUUCGAAAUUCCUUGUUUCUAUCCUGAAACAUCUGAUGAAUUACAAUCUCUGCAAUAUAAAGAAAUGAGAAGAAAAUGUGUUGCUUGUGAUCCAGCUGUUCCAAACAAUGGUGGUACUGUGAUAGAAGGGAAUUUAAGAUUCAUAUUUGUAGCAACCUGUACUUUGGAUUACUUUUUAUCAUUUAUGCGACUUGCUUUUCUCACUUACAAUUCUUUUCGAUAUGUCCUUGAAUCUGCAGCACAGCGUGACAAUAUCGUGGCUCAAACACUUCUCAAAAUGGAGCCCUCAUUGCACAAACUGGAUUGGGAUAUGGCACGGUUUAUUUGGUCAAAAAUGAUUGGUGUUGUAGACAAGGCACUCAAGCAGCAACAUGGAAAUGAAAAAAAUACAUUUGGUUAUUUAAAAGUGCGUGUUCCAUAA